GUUGAGUCGGGCGGCUGUUGCGGCGCUGGGGCGGGAGGAGGCGGAGGCGGGGGCGGGGGCCUCCUCGCUGCACCCGGAGCUCUCCUCCUCCAUCAUCCUGUGCGGCUUCUCCCCCGCGGGUCAGAUGGUGGCCAACAUGCUGGAGAGCCCGCUGGCCUCCCCCGAUGGAUCCGCACCUCCGCCCUACCUGGCAUUUGACCUAGACCCGGAGAGGGUGGCGGCGGGGCGCAAGGCUGGGUUCAAGGUGCUGUUCGGAGACGCCACACGCAGUGCCGUGCUGCGAGCUGCCGGGGUGGAGUGCCCCCGGGCAGUUGUGGUGGCCUACCCGGACCCCGAAACGGCGCUGCAGGCGGUUGCCAACAUGCGGGCCGCCUUCCCCUCCGUCACCAUCUAUGCAUGCGCGGCAGACCUGCGCCAUGCUGCCGAGCUGGCGGAGGCGGGCGCCGAUGACACCGUCAUUCGGAGUGUGGAGGCCGGGCUGGCGCUGGGGGCGCGGCUGCUGGGGGGGCUGGGCGCCUCGGGACUGGACCUGGCUUUCUUGAAGCGCGGGAUCGAGGAGUCCGUGGCGGCAAGGACCCGGGCCCUGGCUGGGUGGCUACAACACUCGGGCGACUCCGUGCCUCCCGCCUUCUCCUCGCUGGACAUGCUGGUUCUCACGGCGGAGGUGGAGGACUUUGCGAGGGAGGCGGCGGCGGCGGCAGCGGCGGCGGCGGCGGAGCGGGACGCGGCGGUGGCGGCGGCGCUGUGUACGGAGGCGGCGCAACCGGGGACGCCGCUGACGUCAGCAGCGUCGUCGUCGUCGUCGUCGUCAGCAGCAGCAGCGUCGUCGGGUGGUGGUAACGGUAACAGCAAGGUGGGGGGCAGCAACGGUAAGGGGAGUGCAGCCCUGGGCACUGCUGCAGCAUCAGCGGAGGCUGCGGCGUUGAAGGCCGCAGAGGAUGAGGCGUUGAAGGCUGGUGGCAGUGGCAAUGGAGGUGAUGGUGGUGAGAAGGAGGAGGAGGAGUCUCGAGUACCCGAUGUUGCAGGAGUGGGUUCACUUCGAGACGGUUAGGCCUCCAUCCUAACCGCCGCCGGAUGGAGCGGCUGUCGUACACAUUGUUCUGGAUCCUGUUACUCCGUACGGCAGUGUUGUGUACGGUAAAAGGGGGUGUACGGUAGGAGAGGCAAGUGUGCGCAGCGAUGAGGAGGAGGAUGCACACGCUGCGGGUGGGGCAUGUUUUGCAAGGGCUGGCAAGGGAACUUUGCUUGCAGUUGUUGGCCUCACGCGCCAUACCCCCACUCCAUGAGUGUUCAGUAUCUUAUGCUCCAUGCAUACAUGCACCUUUUUGGGGUGGAACACUUGAGCGCUCUAAGUUAUACCGUUUGUACGGUUAAUUUACCGGUACUAACCAACCAGUAAAAUAUUGAACAUGGCCGUUUUGCUGUUUAGGGCUAUGCAGCUACCCCCGGCUAUGACGACUGGUGCAUGUUAUUAUGUGCAGGGGCGAGGGGACUGUUGCGCAUGCGGGUUACGUGUUGUGAUGGUUACGUGAAGUGUUGCUCAAGAGCUUGGGACGCGUGUCCGACGGACGUAACCAUGUGAUGUUUGACAGGACACGGACAGACUUGCCUACAUGACAGACGGUGACCGAGUUGCGAAAGGAGUUGACGACAGCAGUGCAGGAGCUGUUCAGCUGUUGAACCAUGACGUGGGAUGGAGAGAAAGAGCGGUGUGCUGCGGCUCAGAACGUCGACAGGAGCCGAUUGCAGCGGCCCCUGCGUUUGCUGUAAACAAAUACCAAGGUGAG
Astrephomene gubernaculifera is the source of this 1787-nucleotide messenger RNA. Lineage: Eukaryota; Viridiplantae; Chlorophyta; Chlorophyceae; Chlamydomonadales; Astrephomenaceae. The record is from the annotation of a GenBank genome assembly.